This is a messenger RNA of Gossypium raimondii (Peruvian cotton), 2640 nucleotides long. Its product is annotated as WEB family protein At5g55860. Bases 439 to 2391 code for a protein of 650 amino acids. The record is from RefSeq and is a predicted model, not a curated record. Lineage: Eukaryota; Viridiplantae; Streptophyta; Magnoliopsida; Malvales; Malvaceae. The transcript is spliced from 4 exons.
CCCUCUUUUCUCUCUCUUAAACAGCCUUUUUGCUGCUAUAUGAAAAUUUUGUCUCAAAGACAGCUUUCGAAUAUUCAAGCUUUUCUCUCUCUCUAACUUGUAUCAGUUUACCAUUUGAAUCCUUCAAUAAUACUAAAAGUGAAAGAUAGUAAAGCUCUUCUUUUCCAAGAAGCUCCCCCCCUUUUUUAAAAUCACAUUUUCUUGGGAGAUUCUUGUAAAAAGUUUGGAUUUUCUUGGUGGGUUUUGGAUUUUAAGUUGAAAGAUUGAAAGGGUUUUUUGAGUUAAAAAAGUAGUAUGACGAUCAAGGAAGGUGAUCAUGAAGAUGUAAAUGCCUUUUAGAGAAAGGGUUUUCUGGGAAAAAGAUUAAAGCUUGGCAUUCUGGAUUAGGCUGUCUAUUUGUUUGAAGAUUUGAAAAGGAUAUUUAAGUAGGAAAGCAUUAUGGUUGCAAAGGGACGCCAGGAUGGCACAGGCUCUGCAAAAGUGGAGGUUGGAGAGAUAGAUACUAGUGCGCCUUUUCAAUCCGUUAAAGAUGCUGUCACUCUUUUCGGUGAAGGUGCUUUCUCUGGGGAAAAACCCGCCAUAAAAAAGUCAAAAGCUUAUUCUCCUGAGAGAGUAGUGGCAAAGGAGACACAACUUCACGUGGCUCAGAAAGAGUUAAACAAGUUGAAGGAGCAACUAGAAAAUGCCAAGACAACGAAGACUCAAGCACUCGCAGAGCUUGAAAAGGCUAAAAGUAUGGUGGAGGAACUGACUUGCAAACUCAAAACCAUUAAUGAAUCAAAGGAUUCUGCAAUCAAGGCUACAGAAGCUGCAAAGAGUCAGGCAAAGCAUAUUGAAGAAGCAAAUUCUGAUAUUCUCCCGGGACCUGAUGAUGCUCGGAGCCAGGACUUGGAAACUUCUAGGGAGCAAUACAUGGCUGUGAUUGCUGAACUUGAUGCUGCGAAACAAGGAUUGAGGAAGCUUCAUCAAGACUGUGAUGCAUCCUUAGAAGCGAAAAUUACAGCCAUCAACUUGACGUUAGAAGCUAAACAUUCAGCUAAGGCUAAUAUCGAGAAGAUUGGGGAACUAUCUAAGCAAAUUUCAUCUUUACAAGGAUCAAUUGGACAAGUGAAGCUUGCAUCUCUUGAAGCACAGCAAGAACAAGCUAAAUUUUUUGCCGAAAAGGACACACAGAGAGAACUAUAUAAAGCUACCAUUGAAGAUUCGAGAAAGAAGUUGCUUGCUUUAAAGAAUGAAUUUGACCCAGAACUUACGCGAAAUCUUGAAGCACAACUGUUGGAAACAGUUAAUCAGAUUGGGGAUUUGCAGAAGCAGAUGGAAAAUGCAAAGGCUUCUGAUUUGGAGUCUGUACGAAUUGUUACUUUGGAACUGGAUGGAGCUAAAGAAUCACUACAAAAAGUUGCUGAAGAAGAGAACUCGUUGAGAAGUAUGGUGGAGUCUCUGCAGUUGGAACUCGAGAAUGUGAAGAAAGAGCAUUCAAAACUGAAGGAGAAGGACGUAGAAACGGAGUCCAUUGCUGGGAAUCUGCACGUUAAGCUUCAGAAAAGUAAAUCCGAGCUUGAAGCUUUCCUUGUAGAGGAAUCGAAAACAAGGGGUGCUUGUGAAGAAAUGUUUUCUACCCUCCAACAGUUAACAGUGGAAGCGGGAAAUGCACGGUUAGAAGCAACAGAGAUGAAGAAGGAAGCCGAGAAAUUAAAGUUGGAAGCAGAAGCUGCAAGAAUUUCACUUGAGGAAGCCAGUAAGCAACUGAAAGCUGAUUUGGAAGAAGCUGAAGUUGCUAAAGAAGCUGAGAUAAGAGCACUUGAUCAGAUGAAGAUGCUUUCCGAAAAAACAAGUGCUGCUCGUACCUCGACCUCGGAAUCUGGAGCCAAUGUCACUAUCUCCAGGGAAGAAUUUGAGGCCUUGAGCCAUAAAGUGGAAGAAUCCGAUAAUUUAGCUGAAAUGAAAGUGGCAGCUGCCAUUGCUCAAGUGGAAGCUAUAAAGGCUAGUGAAAGCGAGGCCCUCAAAAGGUUAGAGGCGACUCAAAAAGAGAUUGAAGACAUGAAGGUUGCAACUGCCGAUGCUUUGAAGAGGGCUGAGAUGGCUGAAGCAGCAAAGAGAGCGGUGGAAGGGGAGCUCCGUAGGUGGCGUGAAAGGGAACAGAAAAAAGCAGCUGAAGCUGCAUCCAGGAUCCUAGCAGAAGCACAAAUGUCAACUGAAUCAUCCCCACAACACUAUAGACUUCAAAAGCCGAACCCACCAGAGAAAAUUCAGGUACAUAAGUUGGAAAAAGAGAGGUCUUCCAUCUCGAAAAAAGUCCUUUUACCUAAUAUCAGCGGUAUAUUCAAUCGUAAAAAGAACCAAAUCGAGGGUGGAUCUCCUUCUUAUCUACCUGGUGAGAAUCCUUUCUAAUAUUUUUGUACAUUUAUCAAUGUUUUUGUUUGUGUGCAUCUGUUUUGAGGAAUUUAAAGUGGAAUAUAUCCAAGGAUUAGUUUGCAAGUACCAUGGAUUCCCUGUUAGGUUAAAACAUGAAUGCCGAUGAAGCUUCGGUGGCAAGCAAACUUCAGGCCUUAAGAACAAUGAAUGGAUGCUAGCAUCCUCAAUGAUUUGUUCUUGGAGUUUUGGAACAUGUUUCAAGUGAGGCUUCUUUUCAUUUUGAGA